Molecule: messenger RNA, 1293 nt
Organism: Cuscuta epithymum
Lineage: Eukaryota; Viridiplantae; Streptophyta; Magnoliopsida; Solanales; Convolvulaceae
Source: the annotation of a GenBank genome assembly
CUCCACACCAAAAUUUCGAACACCCUCUCCCAAACUGUAUCCUCCAUUCCCAAACUUUCUUUCUUCAAUUUCUCCCUCAUUACUCACCCAAAUCCAUCCAAACUACCACCAAAACACUCUCCUCACUCUCCUCUACAAUCCAAUACCCAAAAAUCCUCAUCUCUUCCCCUUUUUCCCAAAAAAUCGAAACCCUAUCCCAUCACCCAAAAACUUCGAAUUUCAAGUUCAAACAAGGGGUUUCAUGGCUCCAAAACGAGAUAGGACGGAAAGCUCAACUGCCAGGGGACCAAUUCAAGGCUAUGAGAAUGUUCGUUUCAGACCGGGGAAGCAUAGGGGGUAAUAUAUUUUAGUGGCUCAAGCUCCGGUGGCGGGGGCUAUGACGGCAGGAUGGGAGGUGAUACUAAUAUGGGAAAGGGAAGCGGUGACAGAGGCACCAGCGGAGGAUUUAUAGGUGGCUACUAUGGCGGCAAAGGCGAGCACUAGGGGCAGUGCCUUGGACUAGGAAAGGGGAGACUCCUCAUUGAAAGAGGAGCUGAAGGUGUGGACAGUUGUUUAUUCCAACUCAGCGCCACGAAGAUUAUAGACGGUUGCAUUGUUGGAGAGUAUAUUCUAACCCCAUUAUCUAUUUUGCUUAGUUGGGAAUGCAUUUUUAUCGAUUCAUAUUACCUCCCAUUAGAGAUGCUCUUAAUAUUGAGCUUUUACUCCCACAUACGUUUAGCAACUUAAAGGCUCCAUUAUAAAAAAAUUCAUGUUCAAAUAAAUUAUUUGGCUUCCAUCAAGUAUAUGAUAUAUAACUCCUGAUAGCCACGGCUGACUCACCUCCCACAAACUAGUAUAAUGGUUAGGAUUAAAUAUUACGUAGUAUAUUUAAUAACAUUAACUCAAGUACAGCACUAUUAUAUUGUGAGUUGUAACGUUCAAAUAAAAUUUAUUUUUAGUAUAGAUAAUAUGAAGAGAUAAAGGUAUACGGAGUAAUGUAUAUAAGAUGUAUAAAUACUUAUUAUCAAACUAGUAUCCCGACGCGCUAUGCGCGGAGGAAAAUGCCCAAUGCUAUUUCGGUAGGAUUAACUGAAUGAAGUAUUACGGGUUAAUGUAAUUAAUCUGUUUGAACCUACUAAAAAAAUUACAUGCAAUUUCAAGCCUUAAAAUGGAUAAACGCAGGGGUCUAUAUAAUACGGAGUAUUUUAUACAUCACAUUCCUGAUGUUUGGGGUGCUGCAACAAUGCUAAAAUUGGUUUCACGUUUAUAGUGAGAAAGUUUAAAAAAAAUCUUAUAGGAAGAACAUAAAUAGCA